Pleurotus ostreatus (oyster mushroom) is the source of this 345-nucleotide messenger RNA. RefSeq names its product transcription factor (gene SUC1). Gene Ontology annotation, cellular component: cyclin-dependent protein kinase holoenzyme complex; SCF ubiquitin ligase complex. NCBI's taxonomy places the organism in Eukaryota, Fungi, Basidiomycota, Agaricomycetes, Agaricales, Pleurotaceae. The transcript is spliced from 3 exons. Gene Ontology annotation, molecular function: cyclin-dependent protein serine/threonine kinase activator activity; ubiquitin binding; protein kinase binding. The coding region runs from base 1 to 345 and encodes 114 amino acids. The record is from RefSeq and is a predicted model, not a curated record. Gene Ontology annotation, biological process: regulation of mitotic cell cycle.
AUGGCGACUGCGGCAGCUCAGAAGGAAGCCCAGGUGAAACUCGAAGAGUAUAUCGAGAAGAUACACUACUCUGAUCGAUAUUCGGACGAUAUGUAUGAAUAUCGACAUGUCAUUCUCCCCAAGCCGCUGCUCAAGAUGAUCCCGAAACAAUAUUUCAGCCCAGAAGAUGCUGGCACGCUGCGCCUGUUGACCGAACAAGAAUGGAGGGGCAUAGGGAUAACCCAGAGUCUGGGAUGGGAGCACUACGAGGUACACGCGCCUGAACCUCACGUUCUCCUAUUUCGGCGCCGGAAGGAUUACAUUCCUCCGCAGCACAUCGCAGGCAAAGCAGUCAGGCGCAAAUGA